Molecule: messenger RNA, 1960 nt
Organism: Mollisia scopiformis
Lineage: Eukaryota; Fungi; Ascomycota; Leotiomycetes; Helotiales; Mollisiaceae
Product: aspartate kinase-like protein
Exons: 4
Coding region: 140-1750 (536 amino acids)
Biological process (GO): amino acid biosynthetic process
Molecular function (GO): aspartate kinase activity
Source: RefSeq, a predicted model, not a curated record
AGUGACUCUUCAAUUCCUGAACAUAAAUACGACCUUCUUUGCUUUCCCACAUUUGCUUACUGCAAUUGCAAACUCUCGCUACAUACAGGAUUAAAUACGCUCUCUACGACCAUUAUUUCAAGAAGAAUAGGCUUGGAGGAUGAGUCCGAACGGGCAGACGAAUGGCGUGGUGGUGAGGGGUGGUCGCACAGAGGGAGGGGCAGAGAAAGUACAAUUGCUGAAGAGGAGGAAUGAUAGUGAAGGAGGAUGGAUUGUGCAGAAAUUUGGGGGGACGAGUGUAGGCAAAUUCGCAAAAAAUAUCGCUGAGGAUAUUGUGAGGGCCAGUCUGAAGAACAAUAAGAUUGCAGUUGUUUGUUCGGCGAGGAGUACGGGGAAGAAGGUCGAGGGUACUACGAGUCGAUUACUAGAAAUCUUCGGUGUCCUCGAGGAAGUCAAUGCGAUCAAAGAUACAGAGUCGGUGCACUACGAGAGUCUAGUCAAUGAGUACGAAAGACUAGUAUACGUGAUUCGAGAAGAUCACAUCAGCGCAGCGAAAUCUUCCAUACAAGACAACACCAUACAAGCGAACCUCAUAAAAGAGAUCGAGAACGAAUGCAAUGAGCUUAUAGAUUACAGAGCCGCGGCUGAGAGGUGGCACCUGGAGAUCAAUGGCAGGAGUAAGGACCGUAUCGUCAGUUUUGGGGAGAAGCUCAGUUGUCGAUUCGUGGCUGCUUUGCUAGAAGACCGAGGAGUCGAGUCUGAAUUCGUCGACUUGUCGGAUGUCAUACAUUUCAAGGCCCUGAAGGGCCUAGAUAUGGAGUUUUACCGAUUGCUCGCUGCUGAACUGAGAGAGAAGAUCUUGGCUUGCGAAAAGCGUGUGCCCGUCGUUACAGGGUAUUUUGGCGCCGUGCCAGGUGGAUUGAUGGAUGGCGAAAUUGGGCGAGGCUAUACCGAUCUCUGCGCUGCUCUUAUUGCUGUGGGCAUGAAGGCAGAGGAGUUACAAGUCUGGAAGGAAGUCGAUGGCAUCUUCACAGCCGACCCUACGAAGGUCCCUACAGCUCGAUUGUUACCGACCAUUACUCCAUCAGAAGCAGCAGAAUUGACAUUUUAUGGCUCAGAGGUCAUUCAUCACCUUACCAUGGACCAAGUCAUCCACGCCACACCACCAAUACAGAUACGUAUCAAGAACGUCAAAAACCCUGUGGGCAGCGGUACUAUCGUCCUUCCAGAUGCGAAAUCUAAUACCACACAUCUCUCACAUUCAAGAAGCUCAAGCAGUUUCUCGUCGUUGACGAGGAAGACACCCAAGAGACCUACAGCUGUUACUAUCAAGGACAAGAUUUCGGUCAUAAACGUCCACUCGAAUAAGCGGUCCAUCUCGCAUGGUUUCUUCGCAAAAGUCUUCUCUAUUCUUGACAGAAAACAGUUGUCGGUUGACUUGAUCUCCACCUCGGAAGUACACGUGUCUAUGGCUAUCCAUUCUGCGAAUCUUUCGGACGAAACUCUAGCAAAAGUAAAAGAGGAGCUAGAAGAGUGUGGAGAAGUCAGCAUAUUGAGCAAGAUGGCUAUCCUGAGUCUCGUGGGUGCGGAGAUGAAGAAUAUGAUUGGUAUCGCAGGACGCAUGUUCAGCACACUUGGUGAACACAACGUCAACAUUGAGAUGAUAUCACAAGGUGCCAGCGAAAUCAACAUUUCUUGCGUGAUAGAUGCAUACGAGGCCACACGAGCCAUGAACAUACUGCACACUAAUCUUUUCACAUUCCUCGAAUAAAACUUAAAGGAAGAGGUUACCAAAAUGGUUCAAAAUUUGGAUGCAUUUCCGGACUAGGGCGUUUAGCAUUCCAGGAGAGGAGCAUUUCUUGCCUACAAAAGGCAAUUUCUUUUCUGCAUACAGAUGAAAACCAGGUGUUCAUACGAUCGAUUCUUGCCUUCUUGUUCAUACUUGAUGUUUAUAACUUCCUAGAACAAGAUUGAUGGUUCC